AUGAGUAAAAGAUCAGCUAUAAUACAAAGAAAUACUAAUGAAACUAAAAUACAAAUAGCCUUAAACUUGGAUGGUGGUAAUGUAUCAUUAGAAAAAUCUAUAUUUGAAAAAAAUGGAACAACAGAGGAUGAACAUGCAAAACAAAUAUCGGGUGGUCAAUUAAUAAAUGUCCAAACUGGUAUUGGAUUUUUAGAUCAUAUGUUACACGCAUUAGCUAAACAUUCAGGUUGGUCAUUAAUUAUAGAAUGUGUUGGUGAUUUACAUAUAGAUGAUCAUCAUACAAGUGAAGAUGUUGGUAUUGCUUUAGGUUUAGCUUUUAAUAAAGCUCUUGGUCAAAUUAAAGGUGUUAAAAGAUUUGGUCAUGGUUUUGCUCCAUUGGAUGAAGCUUUAAGUAGAGCUGUUGUUGAUUUAUCAAAUAGACCAUAUUCAGUUAUAGAUUUAGGUUUAAAACGAGAAAAAAUUGGUGAUUUAAGUUGUGAAAUGUUACCCCACGUUUUAGAAAGUUUUGCUCAACUGGCUAGUAUAACAUUACAUGUGGAUUGUUUAAGAGGUUUUAAUGAUCAUCAUAGAGCUGAAUCUGCUUUUAAAGCUUUGGCAAUUGCUAUAAAAGAAGCUAUAUCAAAAACUGGUAAAGAUGAUGUACCAAGUACUAAAGGUGUUUUAUCAUAA
Messenger RNA from Insectozyma verbasci, 669 nucleotides. NCBI's taxonomy places the organism in Eukaryota, Fungi, Ascomycota, Pichiomycetes, Serinales, Debaryomycetaceae. The record is from the annotation of a GenBank genome assembly.